Messenger RNA from Bombina bombina (fire-bellied toad), 2772 nucleotides. RefSeq names its product sulfotransferase 2B1. The record is from RefSeq and is a predicted model, not a curated record. Gene Ontology annotation, molecular function: sulfotransferase activity. NCBI's taxonomy places the organism in Eukaryota, Metazoa, Chordata, Amphibia, Anura, Bombinatoridae. Gene Ontology annotation, cellular component: cytoplasm. Gene Ontology annotation, biological process: sulfation. The coding region runs from base 123 to 1022 and encodes 299 amino acids. The transcript has 7 exons.
AGGAACUGCCUCUCGGUCUCACAUUCUAACAGUUUUACACAAGCAGGAAUGCAUUUGUUGCAGAUGUGGACCUUUGUGAUGUUUGCAGUUUCCUCUGUUCUCAGUAGUAGGUGACAAUAAGCAUGGACAGGAUGGAUGUUGUAGAGACCAUUGCAGGGAUCCAGCUGCCAGGACACUUGCACACAGCACAAUCCCUGCAGUAUGCUCAGGACUUCAAGUUCACAGAAGGGGAUAUUGUGAUUGUCACAUACCCCAAAUCAGGCACCACCUGGAUGCAAGAGAUUCUGACUCUUAUUUACAGCAAAGGGGACCCAGAACUGGCCACAACCAUUCCAAACUGGGUACGCGCCCCCUGGUUAGAGCAUACAUACUUCAAAGAUACUCUAAGUGAAGGAGAGGGUCCUCGAAUCAUCACCACCCACCUCCCGAGUGAGGUGCUUUUCCCAUCACUGUUAAAUUCCAAGGCAAAAGUCAUUUACAUAGCAAGGAAUCCGAAAGAUGUAGCAGUUUCAUUCUUCUAUUUCCACAAAAUGGCCAAAUUCUUACAAGAUCCUGGUUCCUUCCCAGAAUUUUUGGAGCGGUUUCUCGAGGGAAAAGUUAAUUAUGGCUCUUGGUUCGAGCAUGUGAAGGGUUGGCACAAACAGCGCAGGAACCUGGACUUGUUCUACAUUACAUAUGAGGAAAUGCAAAAGGACUUGAGGCGAUCCAUAAAAAGGGUUUGCAGAUUUCUGGGCUGUCCCAUGUACUCUGCUGAGGUUGAUAAGGUGGAACAGCAUUGCAAGUUCUCUGUCAUGAGCCAGAAUGCUAUGGUGAAUUACACACUUAUUCCAUACAAUAUAAUGGAUCACAAUCAGAGCAAGUUCAUGAGGAAAGGUGUGGUGGGAGACUGGAUGCAGCAUUUUACACAAGAGCAGAAUUCACACUUUGAUAAAGUUUUUAAGGAGAAAAUGGCUGAUUGUGACAUGGAGUUCAUGUGGUUUUUGGAGGAAGCACCAACAUCUGAAAUCACUCUCAAACAAUAGAAUAUCCAAGAUGUGAACACAGUUUUCAAUAAUGGCCAUCUGAGAAAGUAUUGAGACAUCAGCAGGAUUGGUUCAUAUCUUCUACAAAUGAUUCCUCGGAUUACAGGAUUUCUUCAGAUCUGCCAUUACUGCAGACAUUAGGACAUUCAAGUAAAUAGAUUUUAUGUUUUAAAAGCUAUCUAUAAUAAGACGUUGUAUGGGGGAGGAAAGUGGCAGAGGUGGUGAAGAAGUGACCGAAAUUAGACACUUGAAGAGCAUUUAGAGAGACCGGAUUCAACCAUUCUAGAGCUCUAUCACUCAGACUAGGGGAGUAGAAAGUAUAAAAAAAAUUAAUGACAUGAAAAAUAUUUUGGUUAUUUAAAAAAAUAUGUUUUGAAUUUGUGCUGACUUAGGCCUAUAUUGCAAGUGGAGUGCCAAGAUUUUAGCUCUAUCGUGCAUUAACUUUGUAGACGCAAUCAAUAGCGAUUAUAUUUGAGCUCUCAUAUUAGUCAAAAGCUAUUUUUUAUUGCUCGAGAGAUAAUCUAGGGGGCACUAACAUCUGCAGGUCUGAUAGCGCGGGGUGCUAAAUCCCUCACAUAAUAGACUGCUGUGGGGGCAGUAAAUGUUAUGUCUGAUAUCGCUCGAACACUAAACCAAGGUAAUUUAGCUAAUCUAAAUGUGUGCAAGCAGUGAAGUUCUUCACGUAGUUGUGUGCGACUUCAUGUCUUUAAAGGGACAGUCUACACCAGAAUUUAUUGUUUUAAAAGAUAGAUAAUCCCUUUAUUACCCAUUUCCCAGUUUUGCAUAACCAACACAGUUAUAAUAAUAUACUUUUAACCUCUGUGAUUAUCUUGUAUCUAAGCCUCUGCAAACUGCCCUUUUUUUCAGUUCUUUUGACAGACUUGCAGUCUAGCCAAUCAGUGCCUGCUCACAGAUAACUUCUCGUGCACAAGCACAGUGUUAUCUAUAUGAAAUACGUGAACUAACACCCUCUAGUGGUGAAAAACUGUUAAAAUGCAAUCUGAAAGAGGUGCGCUUCAAGGUCUAAGAAAUUAGCAUAUGGACCUCCUACGUUAAGCUUUCAACUAAGAAUACCAAGAGAACAAAGUAAAAUUGGUGAUAAAAGUAAAUUGGAAAAUUGUUUAAAAAUACAUGCUCUAUCAGAAUCAUGAAAGUUUAUUUUGGCCUAGACUAUCCCUUUAAGUGCUACAUUUUACAGCUGUAUUUCGGAUUGUGCUUGAGCACAACACAACGUAACACUUAUAGUGCUCCCUGAGCUAUCCAUUUAAAGUGUAGGAUGCACUUAUAAAGUUUUACCCGUAUUAACUUCCUCUGGUUAAAAUAUUUAACCAGCCACUUGUUAUACCAGAUUGUGCGUUAUGUGUGAGGUUGAGCAAAAGAUUAUGCACCCUGUGAUAUUGAUUGCACUCCGCUUAUAACCUAGCCCUAGUGUGGUCAUAAAAAUUCAAAUAGUAGCAGCUAAUUUAUUUGCUAACCUGAUUAACUAUAAAUGUCCCAAUAUUAACUUAUAUUUUUACUUGUUACAUUAUUGUUCUGAUUCAGCUUUUAGUUAAAAGGAGAAACCAUAAUCUGAACAAAUUUAAGUUUUACUUAAAAGUGUGGCCGAUACAUGGAUGCAACUGCUCAGAAGUAGCAUAUUUUAAACAUUUAAAAAAUAUGGAGACUAUAGUAAGUUUUGAAUCUUUGCGGUCAGCUUCUAUGUGUAAAUUUCAUAUUAUGUCACCAACCAAUAAAAGGUAAAAUAAGAGAG